CUGUUCUAAGUAGCUAUCCGUGCACUCGUCAUCUACUCGCCCUUUCGUCCCUUCACCGUUUGCUAUAUUCCAUCCCUCGAUGGCUAUAUUGGGGUGAGAUUUCGGAGAGCGGGCCGAUUGCAAGAGUCACAUCUUUGCUUUUUGAAGCUGAAGAGCAGCUAGCUAGUUAGGUUGAUCUCAAUCCUUCCGUCUCCAGAAACGGAGAGGCGAUGAAGAGGGAGAACAUGGACGGCGUCGCGAGAGGUGGGAUUGUGAGGAAUGUUGCUCCGGCGCCGGCGAGGAUGGCGAUGAUGGGGAAGGCGAAGAUGAUGGGGUUCGACGAGGAGACAGAGGACGAGCAUCUAGCGGUGCUGGGGUAUAAGGUGAGAUCCUCCGACAUGGAGAUCGUGGCGCAGAAGCUGCAGCAACUGGAGAUGGCGAUGGGGGGUGGUGCUCCGCAGGAUGAUGCGCUACUUAACCACCUUGCCGCCGACACCGUGCACUAUAAUCCGUCCGAUAUAUCGAACUGGCUCGAAAGCAUGCUCUCCGAGCUCAGCACGCCUCCCCCGCCACUGCCGCCAGUGAUGCAUCCUAAUUCCGGAGUUUUUGACUUUCCGCCAGACCCGAUGUCCGGCCACUCAUCGUCUAACUUCUUUAAUUCUGCUGAAACUCUAGCCACUAUGGAAUCCUCCACCGUUACCUCCAUCGAGCUGUCUACUCCGUCAGCUGCCAUGCUUCCUGCUGAUUACUCACUCCGAAGUAACAGCGCUGGGGGAAACCGUGCUGUAUACGGAUCGGAGACACAGAUGGAGAAUACUGGACCCAGAGAUCGGAAACGCAUGAAGACCUCCUCUUCCUCAUCGACUUCCAGAGGCGGAUCUGGCGGAGUGAUUGGACGGUCUGCGCCAGCAAUCGGAUCGAUGUCUACCUCCACCUGCGGCAGCGAAGUAUCAUCCGCGAUGCCGGUGGUGAUGGAGGACACUCAGGAGGUCGGAAUCCGUCUGGUUCACGCACUUAUGGCUUGCGCAGAAGCGGUCCAGCAGGAGAAUUACAAGGCGUCGGAUAUUCUCGUCAAACAGAUCUCGAUGCUAGCCUCAUCCCAGGGCGGCGCUAUGCGGAAGGUCGCAGGAUAUUUUGCUGAGGCCCUCGCUCGCCGGAUUUACUGCCUCAAUCCUCAGCAGGACUGCUCGCUAGACUCGGCUUUCUCCGACAUCCUCCAGAUGCACUUUUAUGAGAGCUGCCCUUAUCUAAAGUUCGCCCACUUCACGGCCAAUCAAGCCAUUCUAGAGGCCUUUGCCGGCUACCGCCGGGUUCACGUCAUCGAUUUCAGCAUGAAACAAGGGAUGCAAUGGCCGGCACUGAUGCAGGCGCUCGCUCUCCGCCCUGGAGGUCCUCCGUCCUUCCGCCUUACUGGAAUCGGCCCUCCCCAACCGGAUAACACCGACGCUCUGCAGCAAGUCGGUUGGAAGCUCGCUCAGCUUGCGGACACCAUCCACGUUGAUUUCGAAUACCGCGGGUUUGUCGCAAACAGUCUAGCCGACCUCGAACCUUACAUGCUUGAGUCCCCAUCUUCUGCCAACAGCGGUUCCGACGAACCAGAAGUCGUGGCGAUCAACUCUGUCUUCGAGCUCCACGGUCUACUGGCGCGGCCUGGGGCCUUAGAGAAGGUCCUUGGCACAGUUCGCGCGCUGAAGCCGCGGAUUGUGACCAUCGUCGAGCAGGACGCGAAUCAUAACGCCGGUCCGUUCAUGGACCGGUUCACCGAGGCACUGCACUUCUAUUCCACGAUGUUCGAUUCCCUGGAGGGAGGCGGCAUCGCCGAUGGGCAGCAGGACCAGUUUAUGUCGGAAGUCUAUCUCGGCAGACAGAUCUGCAACGUAGUGGCUUGCGAGGGGACGGAGCGGACAGAGCGCCACGAGACACUAUCUCAAUGGCGAGGAAGGAUGAGAGACGCCGACUUCGAGCCCGUCCACCUCGGCUCUAACGCCUUUAAGCAGGCUAGCAUGCUCCUUGCCCUCUUCGCCGGCGGCGAUGGAUACCGCGUGGAAGAGAAGGAUGGUUGCCUCACCCUCGGGUGGCAUACUCGUCCCCUCAUCGCCACAUCGGCCUGGCGUCCCGCCGGCUCCGGCGAAUCUUUCUCCGCCCCCGCGGCCUCUGAUGCUCGUUGAUCCAAGAUUCCUCGCUGAUCUUUCUUGCUUCAUCUCGGCCGUCGGUUGGGCGGUGCGGGUUGGGCGGGCCGGGAUGAUUGGGCUGUUCGGUUUAUUAGAUGCUGAAGCUUCCAAGCACAGCUGGUUCCUCCCUAUGUCACUGUUGCCCGCCCGAAAUCGGGCAUCCUUUUCCCUGUUUGUUUUCACAAUUAUGUUGAUUUUGUCACCCCUCUCCUUUUACCUUAAUGAAUAUGUUAUGUUUGUAUUUAAA
This is a messenger RNA of Dendrobium catenatum, 2397 nucleotides long. Its product is annotated as DELLA protein SLN1. Gene Ontology annotation, molecular function: sequence-specific DNA binding; DNA-binding transcription factor activity. The record is from RefSeq and is a predicted model, not a curated record. Gene Ontology annotation, cellular component: nucleus. Gene Ontology annotation, biological process: regulation of DNA-templated transcription. Bases 210 to 2147 code for a protein of 645 amino acids. The transcript has a single exon. NCBI's taxonomy places the organism in Eukaryota, Viridiplantae, Streptophyta, Magnoliopsida, Asparagales, Orchidaceae.